Messenger RNA from Colletotrichum siamense, 417 nucleotides. RefSeq lists its product as uncharacterized. Bases 1 to 417 code for a protein of 138 amino acids. NCBI's taxonomy places the organism in Eukaryota, Fungi, Ascomycota, Sordariomycetes, Glomerellales, Glomerellaceae. The transcript has a single exon. The record is from RefSeq and is a predicted model, not a curated record.
AUGUCUGGCUUUGAAGUCGCCGGCGUCGUUUUGGGAACAAUUCCCCUGCUCAUCUCAGCACUUGAACACUACAAGGAGGGCAUCUCGACGAUUCGGGCCUGGCGUAACUAUGAUCGCGAGCUCCGGAGCCUGAUUCGAAAUCUCCAAACUGAACGGGUUAGGUUUCAAGAUGUUUGCGAAAAGCUUCUUGUCGGGCUAGUGUCGCAAUGUCAGAUCGAGUCCAUGGUUGAUGAUCCGUUUGGUCCAGCGUGGCAGGAAGAAAAAGUCCGAGCCAAGAUAGAGGCUAGACUAUGGAGGUCUUUCAGCAAUUUUGAGGACAUAAUCAAGGAUAUGGAAGAGGCGACAAAGGAAAUGAAGACGAAGCUCGACCUCCAGCCGGACGGCACGGCAAGAGCUCCCUCAUUCCCAGGCUACUAA